AUGUUCGGAACGUAUCAAUACCCCGACUUCCCCAUGGAAAGCGGAAAGUUUGGCGCACAACCAGGCCAACAUAUUCCUGCCAGAGCAGUGCACGAGUACCUCAAGUCGUACGCAGAAAAAUUUGGUCUGGUGCCACUUAUUCGUCUCGAGACAAGAGUUCUUUCGGCAGAGCACCAAGAAGCAGCUGAAGGGGGAUGGAUACUGACCCUCCAAUGUCACGGUGAGACCUUGACCAUGUUUGCGCGGAGGUUAAUCGUCGCAUCCGGCUUUACUUCUGAGCCCAACCUAAUACGGUUUGUCGGCGACGAAAGUUUUGGGGGUCGAAUUUUCCACGGCCGCGAUUUUCAUCACAACGCAGAUACCGUCAAGUGUGCCCAGAGGCCUACGGUUUAUGGGUCGACAAAAUACGCCUGGGAUGCUGUGUAUGCUUACGCGGCAGCUGGAGCCGAAGUGCAUUGGGUCAUUAGAGUUGGAAGAUUCGUCACCAACUUGUUCUGGAAAAUUUUAGCGUCAGACGUGCUAGGCCGGUGCCGGCUUGACUCCCACCCGGAGACAAGAAAGCUGAAGCCCAAGCUCAAUGCCAUGUUCGUGGGAGCAAGUUUUAGCAUCUUGAAUUACGAUACCGACUUUUUUGACCUUGUUCGGAAGAAGCGGGUCAAGAUUCACAUAGCCGACAUUGAGCGUCUGAGCCCAGGCAAAGUCCAUCUCUCUGACAAUACAUGCUUUGAGUCGGAUUCGAUCCUGGUACACACUGGGUGGAAGAGAGUGCCCCCAAUCAAGUUCCUCCCUGAAGGGGUUGACGCGGAGCUGGGGCUUCCCUAUCAACAAAAAGCCGGCCUUGACGCAGAAUUGCUGAGGAGAAACGAGGCUGUCCUUGAGAAGGCCGACCGGGAGAUUCUAUCACGGUUCCCAAGCUUGCAAGACCAGCCCCAGUGUCUGAAGAAUUACGUGCCGCUUUCGAAUGUGCCGGGAGUUGUAAGAGCCGGGACGCCAACGGAGAAUGACAACUUGACACCAUUUAUGCUCCAUCGAUUCAUAGUGCCCCCGUCACCGCGGUUUCUUCGCCAUCGAGAUAUUGCCUUUUGCGGCAUGGUGACAAACUUCAGCACGCCCAUAUCGGCACAUGUCCAGAGCCUAUGGAUAGCCUCUUACAUGUCAGACAGCUUGAGUCGCGAUGCAACACGGAAUCUCCUGCAACCAGGAGCACUGGACGAGCUGCAAUACCAAACAGUUUUGGUCAACCGGUUCGGGAAAUGGAGAUACCCCGUGGAUUGGGGUAACAAGGCCCCUUCAUUUAUAUUCGACGCCGUUCCCUACUACGAUGUGCUCCUUCGAGAUCUAGGGUUGGCCUUUAGGAGGAAACGGGGACUUCUGUCAGAAUUAUUUGAGCCAUACGGGCCAGAAGACUAUAGCAAUACGACUAUAGAAUGGCUAGCAAAACUCAAAACCCUAGAGUAA
Molecule: messenger RNA, 1458 nt
Organism: Metarhizium acridum CQMa 102
Lineage: Eukaryota; Fungi; Ascomycota; Sordariomycetes; Hypocreales; Clavicipitaceae
Source: RefSeq, a predicted model, not a curated record